Molecule: messenger RNA, 281 nt
Organism: Entrophospora sp. SA101
Lineage: Eukaryota; Fungi; Glomeromycota; Glomeromycetes; Entrophosporales; Entrophosporaceae
Source: the annotation of a GenBank genome assembly
AAGAUUCGGUUUUUGUUUGGGUUGGUAAUCAAGGAAAUGAAUUGUUGAAUAAUUUGGCUGUUGCAAUGCCUCCGCCAACUUCAUCAAUGCCAGCCACUGCCACAAAUGCAUUAACCAAUGAUAUUGAUGAACUUUCCAAGCAAUUUGGAAAAAAGCUUGCAUCAAAAUUUAAGAAACAAUUUUUUGUUAGUAUUAAUUUACCAUCCGAUAAUACUGAUAAUACGAUAUUAAUCUUUGCUGAAAAGAAAGUAUUGGAAUUGAUUAAAGAAAUAUUUCCAUAA